Messenger RNA from Ilyonectria robusta, 1493 nucleotides. RefSeq lists its product as uncharacterized. The coding region runs from base 180 to 1451 and encodes 423 amino acids. The record is from RefSeq and is a predicted model, not a curated record. NCBI's taxonomy places the organism in Eukaryota, Fungi, Ascomycota, Sordariomycetes, Hypocreales, Nectriaceae. The transcript is spliced from 3 exons.
CCUAGGGAGGCCCACCACUUCGCUGGUUGGCUGACUCUCAACAGCCAGCCGCGUAUUUUGACCCCUCACUCUCCCCUCCUCCAUCUGGAAACCACGCUUUAGCACCAUCCGAAAUGGUCACUGCUCACUAACCAGUCCUUCAAAAUACCCACGACAGUUGAGGAAGAGAAUCAAGAUUCAUGGAUCACCCGACGGAAUCUGCCGCGCCCUCAGGCUCUGCUCAACCUCAUGGCGAGAGCACUUCAAAGAAGAAGCCUACUGCCCGCCAAAAAAGGCUAUCCCGCUGGCUAGUCAGCGGUACCGGGAAAGUAUUGGCCAACAUACCAAGCUCGAAGGUCACGCCAUCAGAUGUGGCCGUUACCAGCAGCGGCGGAUACGAUCUCGUAUGUGCCUACAGCUGGGUCAAAGAAAGCAGCCCCGCCGUCUAUGUUCCAGGUGACCCCCCACGGUUCAUCUCGACUCAAGUUCCUUUCAGCAUCCCAAGAGAUUCCAAAGAGCACUUUACCGAUCGGGGCACUUUUCAACUUCCAAAAUACCCAUUCGAGGUCGUAUUUCGAGCAAUGGAGGUCAUGAACCCAGACUACAGAUUCGACAAUGUCGAUGUUCUGAUUGACCGCAACUCGCUACGAAAGCUACUCGACUUCGUCCGCGGGAAUGUCUCUGACAUGUUCAGACUCAACAUAUUCAUUGUCCACAACACAUUGGUUGUUGAAAUGUGGGAAGCGAUGACGAAGAUGAUUUCUCAGGGGUCACAAAAUACAGGAUGGGGUCAUAACUUCGAGAAGGCUAUUACUCGGCCAGGGCCGGGCAUGGAAGAUCAAUCUCAGCACGGUCGCGUCCUUCGAUACGACUUUGGAGGGUUGAGGUGCGCUGUUCGAUUCGAAGUUGAUGCUUCUUACGGAGACUCCGGCGCUGAAGCUCCUGGAGAAGGACAGAGUAGCCCGGGAAAUACGACAAUGGAGGCGAAUGACCUUUCUGAGGCACUCGGCACACUCAAAAUCCAAGAACCUCCGACCGAUCCCAAAGUCAAAGGUCCCAGCCAAAUCCGAGUCAUCUCUCGCGGUUCUGGUAUCCCGCACAUUGCUGCAGCUGAGAUCAAAUCCAUGACAACCUUGAAAUCACCCGCGCAGAUGAUGCCUCAACUUUGGUUCGGCCGAACCCAGAAUCUGAUCCGGGGCGUCCACUCGAAAGGUGUCUUCCACAACAUCCAAAUCAGCAGCGUGGAGGAGGAUCUUCGGCGCUGGGAGGCCGAGGAUCAGAACCAAAUCCCCCUCCGCAAAGUAGCGGCACUCUUAUCUCAGUUGCGAGAUAUCGUCAAGAAGUCGAAACAGGGAGCAUGCGUGGCGGUUUACGAAAAGUCCCAGAACCCGGUGCUGCAGGUUUUUGCUGCGACGCACAGAAAGACAUCGCUACCACAAGACAUAUGCAGGAAGUUUUGGGAGAAGAAAUGAAUGUAUUCUCAAGCCUUGUUAGAGAUGGAAAGGGUAGUUGGG